AUGUUAGAUGACGGAGGAUAUCAACCUUCUUAUGGAGGCGGUGGUGGUGGAGGAGGAGGAUUUAGAGAUCGUGGUUACGGUAGACAAGAUCGUUUCAAUGGUGAUUCCAGAUACGAUAACAAACCUCCUGUCAGUGACAAUGGCAUUCAUCGCAUCGAAGAUACCGUUUACAUUAACAAUUUACCUCAAGACGUUACGGAGGAAAAAUUAGCUGAUCAUUUUGGAUCCAUUGGUAUCAUCAAGAUUGAUAAAAAGUUGAAGAAGCCUAAAAUUUGGAUUUACGUUGACAAGACCACUAAUCUUCCCAAGGGUGAUGCUACUUUGACCUAUGACGAUCCUCCUUCUGCUGAUGCAGCCAUUCAAUGGUUUGGCGGCAAGGAGUUCAUGGGAAAUAUUAUUGAAGUCACCAAAGCCGAAAGAAAGAUGACCAUUCCACCUGAGCGAGGUUCCGGUGGCUUUGGAGGCGAUCGCCGUGGAGGCGGUGGCGGCGGAAGAGGUGGAUUCCGUGAUGGAGGAGGACGCGGUGGAGGAAGUAUGGGUGCCAGAGAACCCCGAGAAGGCGAUUGGUCUUGUGAUGGCUGCGGAGCCAACAAUUUCUCCAGAAGAGACGAGUGCUUCAAGUGCCAUGCCCAGAAGCCUGGUGGAAGUGGUGGCGGAGGCUCUUCUAGCAGUCGAAGAGGAGAUCGAGGCGGAGACCGUGGUGGAGACCGUGGUGGAGAUAGAGGCAGUGACCGAGGCAGUAGUUUCCGUGACCGCGAUAGUGGUAGAAGAGACCGCUAUGAAGACAGCCGAGGAGGAGGAAGAAGUAGUGGCGGAGGAAGAGAUGAAUAUCGUAAAGACAAUAGUAGACAUGAAAGACGUGACCGACCUUACUAGUGUAAAUAAAUAAAAUGAAAAUAAAAACAUACACUCUGAACAGAUGUAUGAUUACUAUACUGUCAAGCCAUGUUAUAAACAUCAUCAAAUUAUCAGAACGUUGUCUAUUGACAGUGGUCUCAUACACUAUCAUAAUUUAAAUGU
Mucor mucedo is the source of this 1020-nucleotide messenger RNA. RefSeq lists its product as uncharacterized. The record is from RefSeq and is a predicted model, not a curated record. Bases 1 to 876 code for a protein of 291 amino acids. Gene Ontology annotation, cellular component: nucleus. Gene Ontology annotation, biological process: regulation of DNA-templated transcription. Gene Ontology annotation, molecular function: RNA binding; transcription coregulator activity. Lineage: Eukaryota; Fungi; Mucoromycota; Mucoromycetes; Mucorales; Mucoraceae. The transcript has 6 exons.